AUGCAGUCAAACGACAGUGACGCAUCUUCAUCAUUAUCAUCAAGCAAUAUAAUUCAAUAUGGACCAAUUCAAGUUCGCCUUUGUAGGAGACCAGCUCCAACAAUAGCAACCGGACGAAGAUCAAAACAUCUUGUUUUAAUUGGCGCAGAAGCUGCCAAGCGUGAAAAAAGACGUGAAAAAAAUCGAGAAGCAGCACGAAAACUGAAAGAGAAACGACAAUGCAUCGAAUAUGGACUUAGUCAAAAACUUCAAGAACUUCAAGGUGAACAUAUAAAUUUACAAAAUUAUCUUCAGCAACUUCAACAAAGAAAAACGAACUUGCAAGAAAAAGUAAAUCAUUUUGGUAUCGAUCCACUUAUUGAUUUAUUAUCAAAAGAAAAUCAAGAUUUCACUUUACUUUUUGAAGAAUGCAUAGAUGAUUUGGAUCUUUUGGAUGAAUCAGUAGAAAAUACUUUUGACUUUGCUUUUGAUUUUGAGACACAUUCUAAGUCUAUGAAAAAUGAUUGA
Messenger RNA from Rotaria socialis, 507 nucleotides. The record is from the annotation of a GenBank genome assembly. NCBI's taxonomy places the organism in Eukaryota, Metazoa, Rotifera, Eurotatoria, Philodinida, Philodinidae.